This is a messenger RNA of Epinephelus lanceolatus (giant grouper), 4507 nucleotides long. RefSeq names its product sema domain, immunoglobulin domain (Ig), short basic domain, secreted, (semaphorin) 3Aa (gene sema3aa). Gene Ontology annotation, biological process: negative chemotaxis; positive regulation of cell migration; semaphorin-plexin signaling pathway. Gene Ontology annotation, molecular function: chemorepellent activity; neuropilin binding; semaphorin receptor binding. NCBI's taxonomy places the organism in Eukaryota, Metazoa, Chordata, Actinopteri, Perciformes, Serranidae. Gene Ontology annotation, cellular component: glutamatergic synapse; plasma membrane; axon. The record is from RefSeq and is a predicted model, not a curated record.
AUGGAUUACCUGUUUGGGAUUGUAGUGCUGCUGUGUGGGGCGGUGCAGCCGGGAAGAGGUGUAGAGCCCAAGCACAACGUACCCAGGCUAAAGCUGUCAUACAAGGAGAUGUUAGAGUCCAGUAACCUCGUCACCUUCAACGGCUUGGCCAACAGCUCAAGCUACGACGCUUUCCUAUUGGACGAGGAGCGAGGGAGACUACUGGUCGGAGCCGAAGACCACAUCUUCUCAUUCGACCUCGUUAACAUCAACAGAGACCACAAAAUGAUUGCGUGGCCCGCCACCCCCUCCAAGAGGGACGAAUGCAAGUGGGCAGGGAAAGACCUCGGGAAGGAGUGUUCUAACUUCAUCCGGGUCCUCCAACCCUACAACCAGACCCACCUGUAUAUCUGUGGCACAGGAGCCUUCCACCCCAUCUGUUCUUUUCUGGAGAUGGGCAAGAGGGCAGAGGACAACAUCUUUCGACUGGCCUCGCAUUUCGAGAAUGGCCGCGGGAAAAGCCCCUACGACCCCAAAAUGCUGUCAGCCUCGCUCCUGAUCGAUGGAGAGCUGUACUCUGGCACAUCUGCUGAUUUCAUGGGAAGGGACUUUGCUAUUUUCCGUACCCUGGGAGAUCAUCAUCCAAUCAGAACGGAGCAGCAUGAUUCAAGAUGGCUGAAUGACCCAAGGUUCGUAGGUGUUCACUUGAUCCCAGAAAGUGACAACCCUGAAGACGACAAGAUCUUCCUAUUUUUCAAAGAGAAUGCCAUGGACGGAGAGCACACUGGCAAGGCUACCAUCGCCAGGAUAGGACAACUGUGUAAGAAUGACAUGGGAGGUCACAGGAGUCUGGUGAACAAGUGGACCACUUUCCUCAAGGCCCGGCUAAUGUGUUCAGUGCCCGGGGUCAACGGCAUUGAUACACACUUUGAUGAGCUACAGGACGUGUAUCUUAUGAGCUCCAAGGACCCAAAGAAUCCAGUUAUCUACGCUGUAUUCACCACAUCCAGUAACAUCUUUAAAGGCUCGGCAGUGUGUAUGUACAAUAUGGCAGACAUCAGGAGGGUUUUCCUGGGGCCCUAUGCCCACAGAGAUGGACCCAACUACCAGUGGGUGCCUUUCCAAGGGAGGGUGCCCUACCCCCGCCCUGGCACUUGCCCCAGUAAGACAUUCGGAGGAUUCGACUCCACCAAGGACCUCCCUGAUGAUGUCAUCACCUUUGCCAGGGGUCACCCAGCCAUGUACAACCCAGUGCACCCAAUUGGCGGGCGUCCCAUCAUGGUGCGGACGGAUGUGGACUACCAGUUUUCCCAGCUGGUGGUGGACAGAGUGGAGGCUGAGGACGGACAGUAUGACGUCAUGUUCAUCGGGACAGACAUGGGCACGGUGCUGAAGGUGGUGACGAUCCCCAGAGAGAGCUGGCACGACCUGGAGGAGGUGGUGCUGGAGGAGAUGACUGUCUUCAGGGAGCCGACUCCCAUUACUGCGAUGGAGCUGUCCACCAAGCAGCAACAGCUGUACCUUGGCUCGGGCCUGGGCGUAUCGCAGAUGUCUUUACACCGUUGCGAGGUGUAUGGGAAAGCUUGCGCCGAGUGCUGCCUGGCCAGAGACCCUUAUUGCGCCUGGGACGGCGCUGAGUGCUCGAGAUACUUUCCUACCGCCAAGAGGCGAACCAGACGGCAGGAUAUCAGAAACGGAGACCCUCUGUCCCAGUGCUCAGACCUUCAGCAUCAUGAUGACGUGGACGGCUUUGGAAGCAGCGUGGAGGACAGGAGCGUGUAUGGCGUGGAGAACAGCAGCAUGUUCCUGGAGUGCAGCCCCAAGUCUCAGAGAGCGCUCAUAUACUGGCAACUGCAGAAGCCCAACGACGACCGCAAGCACGAGAUCAAGCUAGAUGACAGGGUGCUCCGUACGGACCAGGGCCUGCUCAUACGCAGCCUGACCCAGUCUGACUCAGGAGUCUACCACUGCCAGGCUGUCGAGCACGGCUUCAUCCAGCCCCUACUGCGCCUCAACCUCCAGGUCAUCCCCACCCAGAAACUGGGUGACAUCCUGCCUGGGUUAUCCGGUGCAGGAGGCGGGGCAGGUCACUCUCCCAAGCACAGGCUGUGGUAUCGAGACUUCCUGUCUCUCUUGGACCACCCAGACCUCAACAGCGUGGAGGAGUUUUGCGAUCGAGUUUGGAAGAAGGAGCGCAAACAGAAGAGGGUGAAGACACCCGCUGGGAGCAGUCAGGGUAAACCUGACAGCACCGGCGCUACCGUCCUCGCGUUACAGCCUAAAGCUUUGCCUCCCAAUGCCCAGAGGCAACAAGCCGGUCCGCCGCAGAGCAGGUCAUGGCCCCAGGGUGGAGCUCCAACAGCUGAAGGGCCAGCACGGAGCCAGGCUACCCAGAAAGGUCAACCAAAUAUGGGUACGUUGAGCAGCCAAGCACCUAAGAACAAUCAGAAGACGCAAAAUGGCCAGAAGGGACAGGGCAGCCUGGCCGGCUCUCAGGCCGCGGUGGGGUCUCGGGCGAGCAGCCAGCACGCGGCCAAGUGGAGACGGAUGCAGGAAAACAAGAAAGGGCGCAACAGGAGGACCCAUGAGCUUCAAAGACCCCCACGUAGCGUUUGAGGAAAAAGCACAGAGAUGCACACAUGCAGUCACACACAAGCACAAACCCAUGCAUCCACACACAUACACACAAAACACAUUCUAUAGAUUGUGUGUCCAACGUAUGAUUCAGUGACCUCGCCAUGACAACAGCAGAACCAUAAACAAACAACACUUUUAGGUAGAAAUCCAUGAGCUGCACUCGACAAUAGAGCUUUCAUUCAGAGACAUACACAUAACCUGUGAAGAGGACAAAGACGAAUAGAGGACUGAAAAACUGGAAUGCAUACUGUAAAUGUGUGAGGAUACGGCUGGUUGCCUGGGAUACUGCCUGGCAGACACUUCAACCUCCUGUACAUAAGCUACUAAAAUAAAACUGGGACAAAAACGUUGAGUGAGGUGUUUGUUGGCGAGCAGACGGACUUAAUGUGCUGAGAGAACAGUCGAUAGAUACACAAACGUUAACGGGGAGCAGAGACGAUGCGACCUGCCGCCCUCUGUGACCUGAGCAUGUGAACUGCAAGAUAGCGGAUUUAAAAAACUCUUAUUUUGAAGAAGCGUUUGAGCAGAAAAGAACCUUCCGUCUCGUCCUUCGAGUGAAGACGGACGACAGCAACCUUCAAAGGAGGAAAGGGAAGGGUUGCACCUGAAGCAUUGUUACAUGCAAAAACUGCAAAGUCGCGCCGCGGUGCAGAGAAAGUGCUUCAUCAUAACCUUCUCCACGCGAGGCUGGGAAUUGUGCAUGUUGUUGUCAAUCAAUGUUUUAAUAAGCUAGUUAUUUUAUGGAAUUCUAGAGGCUUUUUUUUACACCCUAAAAAAACAUUUUUUCUUUUAUAUUUCCUUUCCUUUCCAGACCACUGCUUCUAUUUUGGGGGGCAAAAAUUACAAGCAACAUAGUAGUCUAUUGUGCAUUAUCCCGUCAGCUCUCCAGGAUUCUGUGUAAGUUAUUAUGUUGUUGCUUUUCCUGGGAUUCGUAGACUCCGGGCACGAAUUCCAGUCGUAGGCUACGCUAAAAAAAGCCAGUCUGAAAGUUGUUUUGUGUACAUAUAUACAACAAACUUAACUCUCUGUGUAUAUACAGUACAUAUACAGUACAAGAACACCACUUGAUUAUUAUUUAUUGCUCAUUGUUUUGUGAAAGGGUUGCAUUUAUUUUUGAUAUUAUGGUAUUUUUGGCUCAUCAAUAUAAUGGAGAAACAAUGGCAACAGCAACUAUAAGAAAACUUUGAUGGACCAACUGGCUGAAAUCGUGUCGAGGAAUUCCCUUUUUGGGGAUGAAAGGGUUACGUUUAGGAGUACAGGGGUUUGUGUCACGACUAAAUGGUUGACAGAGAUCCCGCAAACGAUAAGCACAAUUUUGUCAACAUUUCGUUCUCCCAAAAUCCAUCCAACAUGUCUUUGUUCAUCCAGUCGCCAUUAUGUGUAAGAUAAAUCCCCGAACUGAAAAAACAUUAGCUGUGAAUCUCUGUAAGAAAUAGUGGAGAAAAAUGUUAAAUCUAGUCUGAAGGAGAAGACGCGUUAUACUGCAUGUGAAUGCUACCUACAGUAAGUGCAUCUUUUUUAAUCGUCUCUUUACGUGUUUUGUGUGAGAGGUAAAGUUCCCUUAAAGCAAGGUGUGAAUUACUUUUGUCCUUUUGCCAAAACAGUGAUAUGAACAACUCACGAUACUCUGGCCAAAGCUUCAACUUUCAACAGUGGUACCCCCUCCUGUGUCCCCCUGUUCCCCUUAAUACACGACAAGAGUAAUGUGUCAACGCAAUAAAUUAGAGCAGAUAGUGUUCUCUACCAAAACUCCAAAGUUUGGUGUGUCCCUGAUUCGGGUCUCUCCCUCAGAGUUAGAAAAGUGAGAGGGCUGAAAGUUACCGCUGCUGUAACACAGUUCUUUCUGGCAUGCAUUCAGUUGUCUAAAUAAACAUCUCCGUUACAAAAAAAA